Babesia bigemina is the source of this 195-nucleotide messenger RNA. RefSeq lists its product as hypothetical. The coding region runs from base 1 to 195 and encodes 64 amino acids. The record is from RefSeq and is a predicted model, not a curated record. The transcript has 2 exons. NCBI's taxonomy places the organism in Eukaryota, Apicomplexa, Aconoidasida, Piroplasmida, Babesiidae.
AUGGGACGACACGUUGCCCUAUCACGCGCUCCAAUUGAUAAACGUGAGGAAGAUGAGGCACAUAGAGAAAAAUAUUUUGCAUCAUUUCUGAAGAAGGUUAGGGAAUCCCCGGAGGAUGGUGAGGAGAUUAAUAAACCCAACAAAGCUAAGUCCAAUGCGUCAGUGCGCGGUUACCGUUUGGGCAAACCACAAUAA